This is a messenger RNA of Salvelinus fontinalis (brook trout), 1406 nucleotides long. Its product is annotated as methylthioribose-1-phosphate isomerase-like. Gene Ontology annotation, molecular function: S-methyl-5-thioribose-1-phosphate isomerase activity. The record is from RefSeq and is a predicted model, not a curated record. Lineage: Eukaryota; Metazoa; Chordata; Actinopteri; Salmoniformes; Salmonidae. The transcript has 5 exons. The coding region runs from base 199 to 1140 and encodes 313 amino acids.
UCCUGCCGGGGUAAGCACGUGGUUCCGUAUGUGUGUCAGACAGAGGUUUUCUGAGCUACCCUUCUAUUUUUUCCCCCCAGACAGUUAAUAUUCAUUUUCCAGCACUUUUAUCCUCUACCAACCCACGACGAUUCGAAACGGCAACUGGGCGGAGUGUGUGUGUGUGUUGUGCCAUCCGAUCCAUCUCGUUCGCGGGUCAUGACGCUCGAGGCGAUCCGUUACCGGGCCGGGUCUCUGCAGAUUCUUAACCAGCUGCUCCUACCGCAGGAGACUGUGUUCGACGAGGUCCGCACAGUGCAGGACGGCUAUGAAGCGAUCAAGUCCAUGAAGGUGCGGGGGGCUCCUGCCAUCGCCAUCGUAGGCUGUCUGAGCCUGGCAGUGGAGCUGCGCGCAGGUGCCGGGGGCAACGACCCCGUGACCUUCAUCCGGGAGUCUCUGUGUCACCUGACUUCUGCAAGACCCACGGCCGUCAAUAUGGGCCGGGCCGCCCGAGAACUGAUGGAGUUUGCCGAGAACGAGAGCAUGGAGAAAAACCCAGAACAACUCACAGAGAGUGUGAUUGGCUGGAUCGAGGAGAUGCUGGAGCGGGAUGUCAAUGACAACAAGAAGAUCGGUAACUACGGAGCUCAACAUAUCCUGUCUGGUGUUCCCCGAGACUCUGUCACCAUCUUAACUCACUGCAACACAGGGUCACUGGCCACGGCAGGAUACGGCACUGCACUGGGUGUGGUGCGUUCCCUCCAUGCUCUCGGCAGACUGAAGCGGAUGUAUUGUACAGAGACCAGACCCUAUAACCAAGGGGCCAGACUGACAGCCUAUGAGGCCGUGGCUGAAGGGUUCCCUGCUACUCUCAUCACAGACAGCAUGGCUGCACUCACCAUGAGAGAGAAGAGCAUCACAGCUGUUGUCGUAGGGGCGGACAGGGUGGUUGCUAACGGCGACACGGCCAACAAAAUCGGCACGUACCAGCUGGCCAUCGCCGCAAAGCACCAUGGGAUCCCGUUCUACGUGGCGGCGCCCAGCACGUCAUGUGACCUGAGUCUGGAGAGCGGCCGGCACAUUGUCAUCGAGGAGCGCCCCGCCGAGGAACUCACCAGCAUCAACGGAGUCCCCAUCGCUGCCCCGGGUACGAGUGUGUAGAGAGCGGGAGACAAUGGCAGAGGGAGAAACAGACAGAUUGAUAGAAAGAUAGUGGUAGAGAUAUAACAGUAUAGUCCCUGGUAGACAGACAGACGGACAGACGGACAGACGGACAGACGGACGGACGGACGGAACAGUGUAUUCUCUGGUAGACAGACAGAGGGUACAGUGUAUUCUCUGGUAGACAGACAGACAGAGGGAACGGUGUAUUCUCUGGUAGACAGACAGAGGGUACAGUGUAUUCUCUGGUAGACAGACAGAGGGUA